Messenger RNA from Polyodon spathula (Mississippi paddlefish), 2874 nucleotides. RefSeq lists its product as uncharacterized. The record is from RefSeq and is a predicted model, not a curated record. Lineage: Eukaryota; Metazoa; Chordata; Actinopteri; Acipenseriformes; Polyodontidae. The coding region runs from base 1 to 2874 and encodes 957 amino acids. The transcript is spliced from 23 exons.
AUGGGAUUUUGGCUGCUUUUAGGAGUUGUCUGGCUGUGCACGAGUUUGCUUGCAGGCGUGGUCACACAGGACGUGUCAGGAAGCUUCGUGACUGAGUGUCGGGAUCGCUACUUCUGGAUGUCGACCAAUGGCAGGUUUGCCGGCGCCAGCUUCCGCUUCGACAUCGUUGAUGGAAAUGCUAUUCACUCACUGAAUGACAGCUACGCAGCGUCAUGUGGGUUCACCUAUUCCUUCAACCUCCCCGGGGACCUGAUCUUCAGAGCGUCGUUCCUGGCCUGUCACGUGCAGAGCAUGAAUGACGUCUCGUAUGUUCUCCAGUACCGCUUUGUGAGAAUGGACUCUCUGGGUAGAGAGACAGUCUACCCCUUCUCCCUGUCCUGCAGCACUGAGAGCCCCUGGAACCCCCGUGAGGUCGUCUGUGAGGAGAACUACAUGGAGGUGUCUGUCAGGAAGAAUGUUCCAGUUAUUGCUCAGGAAGGACUGGCAAAGGAAGACUGGGAAGCAGCACUCUCCAUAGCCGAGGAAGCAGUGAUGUCUGUGUGGCAGGUAGUGUUCCACCAGACCGGAAUGCCCCCCAAAACCAUGAAUGCCACAGAUGCCCGCACCGCAGGGUACUUUGUCAACUCCACAGCCAGCCGCGUCCUCUUCCGAUCACCCUAUGGCAUGCCAAAGUCAGAGGUGGUCAUGGUGGUAGGGAUCCCAGUGGAAGCCAUCAGAGCCACUGUGUUCUACAAGCAGAGGUGGAUGCUGCUAUUGGUGGACACUUCGGCUGCCUGUGCUAAGAACCCCUCUGUUUUUGAUGGCACCUACCUGAGCUGGGUCACACCGAGGCUCCUCUCCCCACUGGUCCUGCAUCCCACCCAGUUCCUGGAUAAGCAGAUCAAGAUGGGAGUGGAGGGGAGGCCCCUGGAUGAGAUCACUGCUACUAGCCGGGGCUACCAGCUGCUGGUCAACAGCACUGCAGUGAAAAUCAGCAUUCCCUUUGGUGCUGUGGGAGGAUAUCUUAAGAGUCAUGUGAUUGACAACAAGUACAACCAGAUGUAUGCCAUUGACCUCUUUCUGGAGCACCAAUGGGCCGAUGACCUGUGGGAGGUGACGCAGCACCGCUCCUUCAAGCCAGUCCGCUCCCCCUACCGCCCUGAGACUCCCUAUGUGGUGAACAAUACCAUCCCAAGUGAGAAGGGCUUCACGGUGACCCUUGGUAACUUCAAGCCGGAUGUUGAGCUGAGAAAUGUGACCAUCAAUGGGGUUCCCCUGACCCUUCCUGAGGCUGAGAACAGAGGUGUGAAGAUCAUUGAGGUCAAGCACCCCAAUGGCACCAAGGACUUUGUCCUGAAGGUCCCCUUUGCCAACCCGCUCAUCCCGGAGCAGUACAUUGGUGAUAAUUACAGACGCUACCCGUUGAACAUCAACUACACUUUAAACAUUAUCCCUGUGAAUGAGACUUAUUUCCAUCCAGCCAUGAUCGUGUGUGAUGUUCAGGAUGUUGUCUAUCCUGAUGUCAAAAGCAUUUGUACAAACACCAGCAUUGUGUUUGAAGUGACCGCUGGCAACAUGGACUACCAGUGGGAGCUUUGCAUUGGGGAAGAGCCUCUAACCCCAGAACUGGCGGCUCUCCGAGGCUACACCAUGACCAGCCGGCCCACGAUCAGAAUAGAGUUGCCGCUCUUUAGUAUUGGCUACAUCUAUGAGGAUAUCACUCUGAGGGGGCUUGUUGGUAAAGUGGUGUUGAUUCUCAGAGAUAUGAAGAGCCUGAAGGAGGAGGCCCGGUUCGAACAGCGCUGCCCGUUCCCAACAAAGGAAAUGCUGGUGUGCAUGCCUAAUGGCGUGAUGUCAGUGAUGGUGGUCCCAAUGGCUCCUGUACCAACUGUUGAUCUCGCCAAGACCACCCUGCUGGAUCAGAACUGCAGGCCCACAGAGGCUGCCUCAAACCGGGCCCUGUUCACUUUCCGGGUCAACACCUGUGGGACCAGGAGCAAGAUUGAUAAUAACUACCUGGUCUAUGAGAAUGAAGUCAUCUAUAGUCAGGAGCUGUUCCCAGCCAAUGCUCCCAUCAUCACGAGAGAUUCUGAGUACAGGCUGACUAUCCGUUGCCGGUACCCAGUGAGUGACUCCAGGAAGAUUUUUGCUGAGAGGAAGCUGGUUCCACCCCCUGUAUCCUUCUCUGCUAAAGGACAGGGGACCCUGCAGUUCCAGUUUACUCACUACAGUGGUGACAAGAGAACCAGAGAUGUCUUGAAUCUGCAAGCCCGUCUUGCUAGAGAUGUGAGCUACUCCCAGUUCUACUCUGCGUUCCCUGUGUCCCAGUCUAUGCUGGAGCCACUGUUCCUAGAGGUUGAGCUCCUGCACCCCCAGAACCUGGCCGACCAGCUCAUCCUGCAGGACUGCUGGGCCACUGAGAGCCCUGAACUGGAUGCCAGCCCUCAAUGGGACCUGGUCACUGACAGCUGCCUGGUCAUAGGAGAUUCCUAUAGGACUCUGUUCCACCCAGUGCCAGCCAGCACUCUCACCAAGGCCUCCCUCCAGAGGCUUGAGGUCCAGGCACAGCAGUCUAGCAAGGACCCUGCCUUCUGGAGACAGGUGUACUUCCAUUGCAUGGCUGUAGUUUGUGAUCCUAACCUGGAGGAUACUUGCAAUAAGACUUGUGUACCUGGAGAAAAGAGAUCUGCCCGUAGUGUUGAUCGGUACAGCCAGACCCGAGGCUAUGCUUCUGCCGGGCCAGUCCAAUUCCUACCAGAAGGAGUUGUUGACCUUGAAACAGCAGAUGGCUCCCCCCUGUCCCCCUUCGUACUGGUGCUGGGUGUGGUAGCUGCUCUCCUCGGAGUUCUGCUCGCCUUUCUUGUUGCUCUUGCUGUCAGAACCAGAAGAUGUUAA